Messenger RNA from Hibiscus syriacus, 2033 nucleotides. Its product is annotated as probable amino-acid acetyltransferase NAGS2, chloroplastic. The record is from RefSeq and is a predicted model, not a curated record. Bases 70 to 1905 code for a protein of 611 amino acids. The transcript is spliced from 11 exons. Gene Ontology annotation, biological process: L-arginine biosynthetic process. Gene Ontology annotation, molecular function: L-glutamate N-acetyltransferase activity, acting on acetyl-CoA as donor. NCBI's taxonomy places the organism in Eukaryota, Viridiplantae, Streptophyta, Magnoliopsida, Malvales, Malvaceae. Gene Ontology annotation, cellular component: cytoplasm.
GCCGCGUUUUCUGCGUUUUUAUGUUUUUUCCCCUGAAGAAAACCUUAAGGCUCCAGAACUGGUACAGAGAUGGCGACUGCUGUUAAAGCCAAUCCUCGUCAAGCAUGGAACUCCCUACAAAAUCAAGCGGUAAUUUGCAGUUCAUGCAGCUAUAAAUGGAGUUUGGGCAGUUUCAUGAGCUUUAAAAGGGGCGUGUUUAACCAAGAUUUGCAAGGGAAAGGGGCGAGGAAGAAAAUUGGGCCAAUAUCAGUCACUAACGGUGAAGUGAAAAUCAUCAAUGGCUGCUUGGGGAAGUUUCGCGAUGCGGCGGAGGAAGACAUGAGGUUCGUGGAAGCGUUGAGGGAGGCUCAGUCAUACGUUUAUUUGCAUCGAGGAAACACGUUUGUUUUGCUCUUGUCGGCCGAAAUUGUCGCCAGUCCUUACUUGGAUUCCAUUCUCAAGGAUAUUGCGUUUCUGCAUCAUCUAGGGAUCAGAUUUGUUAUUGUUCCGGGAACUCACGUGCAAAUCGACAAGCUACUGGCUGAGAGAGGGCAUGAACCGAAGUAUUAUGGAAGAUAUAGAAUAACGGACCCUGAAUCUCUAGCUGCUGCAACGGAAGCUGCAGGAGGGAUUCGUCUAAUGAUAGAGGCUAAGCUUUCUCCUGGGCCUUCUAUUUGUAAUGUUCGUCGACAUGGUGAUAGCAGCCGUUGGCAUGAAGUUGGUGUCAGUGUUGCUAGCGGGAACUUCCUUGCAGCCAAGAGAAGGGGAGUUGUAGAAGGUGUUGAUUAUGGAGCAACUGGUGAAGUAAAGAAAGUAGAUGUCGCUCGCUUGCGUGAGAGGCUUGAUGGUGGUUGUAUAGUAAUAUUAAGCAACCUGGGGUAUUCUAGCUCUGGUGAAGUUUUGAAUUGCAACACGUAUGAAGUUGCCACAGCUUGUGCAUUAGCUCUUGGAGCAGAUAAGCUUAUUUGUAUUAUCGAUGGCCCAAUUUUGGAUGAGAAUGGACGCCUUGUUAAUUUCUUGCCGCUCCAAGAAGCAGAUAUGUUAAUCCGUCAACGGGCCAAGCAAAGUGAGAUAGCUGCUAAAUAUGUCAAAGCUGUUGAUGAAGAAGAUCUCACUAGUGGUGGACAUGAUGAUACUUCAGUUGUUCACUCUUCACAAAAUGGGAAGGCUCUUAAUAGUACUCAUAAUCCUACCUUUCAGAACGGCGUUGGUUUUUAUAAUGGCAAUGGACUAUGGUCUGGAGAACAGGGCUUUGCCAUUGGAGGUCAGGAGCGGCUAAGUCGAGAUAAUGGCUACCUUUCAGAGUUGGCUGCUGCAGCCUUUGUCUGCAGAGGUGGUGUCCAAAGAGUUCAUUUGUUAGAUGGCACUAUCGGUGGGGUCUUAUUGUUGGAACUGUUCAAAAGAGACGGGAUGGGAACAAUGGUGGCUAGUGAUCUAUAUGAAGGGGCCAGGAUGGCUAUGGUGACAGAUCUUGCUGGAAUCAAGCAAAUCAUACAACCUUUAGAAGAGUCUGGCACAUUGGUUCGCAGGAGUGAUGAAGAGCUACUAAAAGCCCUAGAUUCAUUUGUUGUUACGGAAAGGGAAGGUCAAAUCAUUGCUUGUGCUGCUCUAUUUCCUUUCUUCAAGGACAAAUGUGGAGAAGUUGCUUGUAUCGCAGUUUCUCCUGAAUGUCGAGGACAAGGACAAGGAGAUAAAUUGCUUGAUUAUAUCGAGAAGAAGGCAUCCUCUCUUGGAUUGGAUAUGCUUUUCCUGCUAACCACUCGUACUGCUGACUGGUUUGUAAGGCGUGGCUUUGGAGAAUGCACAAUUGACAUGAUACCGGAAGAAAGGAGGAAAAAGAUUAAUCUAUCCCGUAACUCUAAGUAUUACAUGAAGAAAUUGUUGCCAGGUCGGAGUGGAAUUACAGCUGAUAGAGCAUUUACAUGAGCUUGCAACUGAUAAGUACCUCAUCUAGUCAGAGCUAACCAGGACUGCAGAGGUUGAUUUGAUUUUCUAUGCAUCAGGUUUCUGUCAUGAACCGUGAUUUAUGAUUGCCUGAAAACAUCUUUGUUGUA